AUGAUCGAGAACAAUGAAGAUAUUGUUUAUCGUUUACAAAAACGAUAUAAUGAUAUUGCACGUUGUAUAAAAAUAACAGUUGAUCUUCAAGCUACAUCUAUACCAUUAGAUAGAUCACCAUCAGUGACAAAUAUAAUGUCAACAACGAUCGAUUAUAUACCAAUAUUAGAUGAUCAAAAAUCUUUAUCAAUGUUUACAGAUGGUUUAAUACCAUAUCAUUUUAAAGAAUUAAUAACAUCAAAUAUUGAUUAUGAACAUCUUAUUGAUAUUAUUAAAUUAAAAAUAAAAUCAAACGAAAAUAUUUUUAUUAUGCAUGGUCAGAUAGAUGGAAUUGUUGAUAAUGAUAAUGAUGAAAAAGAUAGAAAAUCAUUUGUUAAAAAACGAGAAUUUUUUUUUCAUUCAACUAAUAAUUAUAAUUAUUCAUCAAAAAUCAAUGGACAAAAUCAUUAUACGAAUGAAUUGCCAGUAUCGAAUAAUUUAAUCUCUAUGUCACGAUUUAAUCCAUCCAAUAGAUCUUUAUUAGAAGAACGAUUACGACGUAUACAUAAUAUAUAUAAUGAAACAAAAGUUACACUUAAACGUUUAAAUGAAAAUGAUAUUGAUGAAACAAUCUGGCAACGUUAUGAACAGUAUCAAACAAUGAAUAGAUUUCCUUCUCAUAAUCGUAGCAAUACUUAUUCCACUAAUAAUAAUAAUAAUCGUCCGUAUCCAACAACUCAUACAUCCUAUCCACGUAGUAAUUAUUAUCGUGAUUAUUAUACUGGUAAUAAUUAUGAAGAUGAAGAUGGAAUGUUACUUGAUAAUGAAUAUGAUGAUUUUGGUGAUGAUUUUUUUCAACAAGAAGAAAAUAUUGAUGAAUUCGACAUGCCAUUCAGGAAAUAUGAAAGUAAUCGAGUUUAUCGAGGUACAACUCGUGGACGUCCUCGUGGUCGAGCUGGACGUGGUUCUCAUCAUGGUCAUCCACCACGUGGUGUUAAUCAUUUAACAACAGGUUCAUUUCAAUCGAAUCAACGUUUAAUUCAACCAAAAAUAGAAUCUCCUAAAUUAAAUGAACAACAACAACAACAACAGCAACCUAUUAGAAAUAAACGUAAACCAGUUAAACUUAAAUCUGUAACAGUAACAACAACAACAACAACAGAAGAAAAACCAAAACGACCAGGAAAAGUUUUACGUAGUGGAAGAAUAUCAAGAAAACCACGACGAGAUUCAGAAACAGAUUUUGGUUCAGAUAAUUCAGAUGAUAGUGGAGCAAAAGAUAAAGAAACUGGUUCGGAUGAUGAUGAUGAAGAAUUUGAUUUAACACAACUUGGUCUUGGUUUUGGUAAUUCAUCAACAAUUGUAACUAAAGGACGUGAUGGUUCAUCAUCAUCAUCAUCAAAUGAUUCAUUAACUGUAACAAAUCUUUCAUUAACUAAUUUUGCUGCAUUUGCACAAAGUCAAUUAUUAGCAACAAAUUUAGCUAAUGGAUUAUUAAAAACUAAUGAUGAAUUAAGUAAUGAUUCGGAUUUUAGUAUAGAUGGCUUUGAAACAGAUGAAUCUGAUGAUAUUUUAAGUCAGAAAACAAAAAUAAACAGUGGAAAUACAGAUGAUGAAGAUCUUGAUGAUUUUACAUAUAGUCAAACAAUGUUAUCACUUAUUAAGAGUAUGCAACCAAAUCAUGUUAAAAUUGAUCUUGAUCUUGUACCACAAAAUAAAAAUGUUAAUAGUAAUAAAGGUAAUAUUAUCAUAUUCGAUUUUAACAUCAUUGAGGAUUCAUCUCAUAUGAUCGAGAAUUAUAUUUUCUGAAGAUCCAUCUUUUUGAAUUUUACUUUAAAACUAUUUUCAUUUAAACAUCGAAUAUACAAAAGCUCGUAGAAAGUAUUUUUAAAUUUUGAAAAGUUCAUAGAUUGUCGAGAGUAAAUGUAACUUCAUUAACGUUAAUCUAUGUUAGACCUUUAACUGAAGGUAGGUUUAUGGUAACAUUCACAAAAAAAAAACGAUUUUUUUCGAAAACCAAGGGAAGUCAGACAGUUAUGUGUGAGCAUUUUCGUUAUAAGACAGAUCCUUGUUGAAGAAAAUUUUGAGAAAAACACACAACAAAAAAAAGAUUCGAAUAUAUUAUUUAACUGUUCCGUAAGAUUACAUAAAUAAAUCAAUAAGAAAUAGCAACGCCCGAUAUACUUUAACUGAUCAUUAGCGUUUAUAUGUGAAUUUUCAAUCAAAUUUUGUAGUUGUUUGCUGAAACACUUUUCUUUUCGCUUUGGUAGUCGACUGUUCAAUAUAGUGAUGAUGAUGAUGAUGAUGCCGGCAUCUAGAGGGUGUAUGGGUCUUCUCUUCAUCUAAACUCAUCCUCAAAUUGUCGAUGAGGAAAUCGUUCGAUACUCAAAUGACUGAGUUUAUGAUUUGAAUUAAUGUUAUUAUGUAUCAUCCGUUCAAAAAUUAGUAUAGAAUCUGUUCGAUGACCAUCUGUCUCUGGCCAGAAGUUAAUCCCGGACCUGGACCCGAUGGGCUCUAGUCAACUGAUGAAAAAUAAAAGAUAUCGACAUGCUUGUGUUGCUGAUGAAGUACCAUAAACAGUUGUAUUAGACAAUGAUGAUGAUGAUGAAGAACCAGGAGAAAUUAUU
Molecule: messenger RNA, 2606 nt
Organism: Rotaria sordida
Lineage: Eukaryota; Metazoa; Rotifera; Eurotatoria; Philodinida; Philodinidae
Source: the annotation of a GenBank genome assembly